Messenger RNA from Manis pentadactyla (Chinese pangolin), 3396 nucleotides. It is a transcript of the gene GRM2, whose product is annotated as glutamate metabotropic receptor 2. Gene Ontology annotation, molecular function: group II metabotropic glutamate receptor activity. NCBI's taxonomy places the organism in Eukaryota, Metazoa, Chordata, Mammalia, Pholidota, Manidae. The record is from RefSeq and is a predicted model, not a curated record. Gene Ontology annotation, cellular component: membrane. The transcript has 5 exons. Gene Ontology annotation, biological process: regulation of synaptic transmission, glutamatergic; G protein-coupled glutamate receptor signaling pathway. The coding region runs from base 694 to 2880 and encodes 728 amino acids.
GCAGGACUUGGAGGGGUGGGCAGGUGAGGGACCCGAAAGGGGUCAGCAGGUGUCCCUGGGCACCCUGCUGCUUUAGCCCAGGUGGGGUCCUCUCUCCCUAACUGGGUCCUCCUCCCACCUGCUGCUAUCUUCAGGGGUCUUGAGGUGCCUUCCCAGCACCCCUGCACAGUUGGCACUGGGAUGAGGCACUUGCCUGUAGUAGCCGGCUCCUUUCCCUCCUGUCCCCUCCAUCCCCAGGCUGCCUGCCUCCUGGGCCAGGGCCACACCUCAGCAUUGGCUGCUUGUACCCUGUCUGAUCAAAGCAAUGCCCAGCCCUCCAACCCUAGGCUGCACCUGUCUGUUCCUGACCCCUCCCCAUGGCACCUCUCUCUCUUGCCGAAUCCUGGUCAUCUUCCAUAUUUCAGAUGCUGUGACCUCACAUGCACUGUCACGUUUAUGUGUGCAGCAGCCUUGUUGGCAGGAAUGAGAAACUGAGGCUCAGGGAAGUUAGCUAACUUGCCCAGGGGCACAGGCUUUGGAAGUGCAGGAGCAGAGGGCAUUGAGGCCAUCAGAGUAAAAGCUGUUUCCCAGGUGCCGAUUAGGACCUAGCUCCCUCCUGAGGGCCUUGCCCUGCCCUCAGCUGCCCACUGUCCCACCAGGUCCUUGGCUGGACCCCGCUCCUGGGGGCAGGCCCCAGGGACCCGAGAGUGGGAGAUGCGCUGCCAACUAGUCAGGGUAGCCAACCUCCUGAGGCUGUUUCAGAUCCCACAGAUCAGCUAUGCAUCCACCAGUGCCAAGCUGAGUGACAAGUCCCGCUAUGACUACUUUGCCCGCACGGUGCCCCCUGACUUCUUCCAAGCCAAGGCCAUGGCCGAGAUUCUCCGCUUCUUCAACUGGACCUACGUGUCCACAGUGGCAUCUGAGGGCGAUUACGGGGAGACAGGCAUUGAGGCCUUUGAGCUGGAGGCCCGUGCCCGUAACAUCUGCGUGGCCACCUCGGAGAAGGUGGGCCGUGCCAUGAGCCGUGCUGCUUUUGAGAGCGUGGUGCGAGCCCUGCUGCAGAAGCCCAGUGCGCGCGUGGCCGUCCUGUUCACCCGGUCUGAGGAUGCCCGCGAGCUCCUCGCUGCCACCCAGCGCCUCAACGCCAGCUUCACCUGGGUGGCCAGCGAUGGCUGGGGGGCCCUGGAGAGUGUGGUGGCAGGCAGCGAGGGGGCUGCUGAAGGCGCCAUCACCAUCGAGCUGGCCUCCUAUCCUAUCAGUGAUUUUGCCUCCUACUUCCGGAGCCUGGACCCCUGGAACAACAGCCGGAACCCCUGGUUCCGUGAGUUCUGGGAGCAGAGGUUCCGCUGCAGCUUCCGGCAGUGGGACUGUGCAGCCCACUCGCUGUGGGCUGUGCCUUUUGAGCAGGAGUCCAAGAUCAUGUUUGUGGUGAAUGCAGUGUAUGCUAUGGCCCAUGCACUGCACAACAUGCGCCGGGCCCUCUGCCCCAACACCACCAGCCUCUGUGAUGCAAUGCAGCCUGUCAGCGGGCGCCGCCUCUACAAGGACUUCGUGCUCAAUGUCAAGUUCGAUGCCCCCUUCCGCCCAGCUGACACCCACAACGAGGUCCGCUUUGACCGCUUCGGGGACGGUAUUGGUCGCUACAACAUCUUCACCUACCUGCGGGCAGGCAGCGGGCGCUACCGCUACCAGAAGGUAGGCUACUGGGCAGAAGGCCUGACACUGGACACCACCCUCAUCCCGUGGGCCUCGUCCUCAGCCGGGCCGCUGCCCACCUCUCGCUGCAGCGAGCCCUGCCUCCAGAAUGAGGUGAAGAGCGUUCAGCCUGGGGAAGUGUGCUGCUGGCUCUGCAUCCCCUGUCAGCCCUAUGAGUACCGGCGGGAUGAGUUCACCUGUGCCGACUGCGGCCUGGGCUACUGGCCCAACGCCAGCCUGACCGGCUGCUUCGAGCUGCCCCAGGAGUACAUCCGCUGGGGUGAUGCCUGGGCCCUGGGGCCCGUCACCAUCGCCUGCCUAGGCGCCCUGGCCACCCUCUUUGUGCUGGGUGUGUUCGUGCGGCACAACGCCACACCAGUGGUCAAGGCCUCUGGCCGGGAGCUCUGCUAUAUCCUGCUGGGUGGCGUCUUCCUCUGCUACUGCAUGACCUUUGUCCUCAUCGCCAAGCCGUCCACAGCCGUGUGCACCUUACGGCGCCUUGGUCUGGGCACCGCCUUCUCCGUCUGCUACUCAGCCCUGCUCACCAAGACCAACCGCAUAGCACGCAUCUUUGGGGGGGCCCGGGAGGGAGCCCAGCGGCCACGUUUCAUCAGUCCUGCCUCGCAGGUGGCCAUUUGCUUGGCGCUUAUCUCGGGCCAGCUGCUCAUCGUGGCCGCCUGGCUGGUGGUGGAGGCACCAGGCACAGGCAAGGAGACGGCCCCUGAGCGGCGGGAGGUUGUGACAUUGCGCUGCAACCAUCGAGACGCAAGCAUGCUGGGCUCACUGGCCUACAAUGUGCUCCUUAUUGCACUCUGCACACUCUAUGCUUUCAAGACCCGUAAGUGCCCCGAGAACUUCAACGAGGCCAAGUUCAUUGGCUUCACCAUGUACACCACCUGCAUCAUCUGGCUGGCCUUCCUGCCCAUCUUCUAUGUCACCUCCAGUGACUACCGGGUGCAGACCACCACCAUGUGUGUGUCCGUCAGCCUCAGCGGCUCCGUGGUGCUCGGCUGCCUGUUUGCGCCCAAGCUGCACAUCAUCCUCUUCCAGCCGCAGAAGAACGUGGUGAGCCACCGUGCGCCCACCAGCCGCUUCAGCACUGCCACCAGGGCCAGCUCCAGCCUCGGCCAAGGGUCUGGCUCCCAGUUUGUCCCCGCCGUUUGCAACGGCCGCGAAGUCGUGGACUCAACAACAUCAUCGCUCUGAGGACCCCACACUCCUGUCUGCCCUGGUUGCUCCCUGGAACCGGUGCCGACCUGCAUCCAGGGCCACGAGGAAGCUGGCUGGAGCACUGCAAUAAUGCCAACCCCAUGCCGCCCCAAAGCCGCUUUCCGCCCUACUUACUCCCACCCUCAGAGCCAGAUGUCCGAGUCCUUGGCCUGGUGCCUCUGCAGCAGCCACCAGCUGCCCUUGCAGCGGCACCCCUCCUUGCUGGCCAGGACUCGGGAAGGGGCAAGCCAGGGUCACUCUGCCCUGGAACAGGGCAGCCAGGACUCCCAGCCCCCAGCCCUAGUCAGCCAAGGUGCUUCCAGCCCUGCCCUCCCUCCUCCUAGGGCCUUUUAAAUUUUUUACGUAAGUUAUUCUGGGAUGGGGAGGGGGUUAUUGUGGGUGGGGGAGCUGUCCCUCCCCCCUGCACAGUAGCUUGUCCUGUGGUUUAUUUUGUAUUAUCUGCAAAUAAAGUCUUUAUUUAAAAAAUCACUCUUUGCCCCUGACCCAGGGAAG